AUGCCAGAAUAUUUAGAAGAAUCUGAUAAAAGUAGUACAGCGAUUAUUAUUUCACCCUAUUACAAAGAAACAGAAGAGACUGAACGCAUUUUACAAGAUCUAUCUUUAGACAAUUCAGGUAAUGCUAAUUAUACUAAAAGAGAAGAAGAUACAAAUGAACAAGUUCAAAUUGAUAAUAUAAUGCCAAAUAAUAAAGCGAAAAAAAAAUAUAAGAAACUUGUUAGGUAUCUUAUUUCAAUUAAUAGUCAAAUUUGUGAGCAUGAAAUAGGAUUUGAUAGUAAUACUACCAAUUUUAUUACACAUUUAGCGAAAUAUCAUAUCACAUGUGAAGCUGAUUAA
Molecule: messenger RNA, 339 nt
Organism: Funneliformis caledonium
Lineage: Eukaryota; Fungi; Glomeromycota; Glomeromycetes; Glomerales; Glomeraceae
Source: the annotation of a GenBank genome assembly